UAAGUGAUAACUUUAAUCUUGGCCACAGGUGUAGAAAUCACAAAUGUCGUCAAAGGAUGGAAGAUUCAGAAAUCGAGACAGGCACUACGAUGAGGUCCCAAGGGACUCGGCCUAUGAAGAUGGCACCAUAAAAACCCUUCAGACUCUUCGUGACAGUGAGCUGGCUGUGAGCGCUGAUCCUUUGCCACCACCCCCUCUCCCAUUACAGCCACCAUUCGGCCCUGACUUCUACUCAAGUGACACAGAGGAACCGGCCAUAGCACCAGAUCUCAAACCUGUUAGGCGCUUUGUCCCUGAGUCCUGGAAGAACUUCUUCAGAGGGAAGAAAAGGGACCCAGAAUGGGAUAAGCCGGGGUCAGACAUCAGAUACAUCUCCGAUGGAGUGGAGUGCUCACCUCCAGCCUCUCCAGUGAGACCAAACCAUCAUUCACCCCCCAACUCCUACAAAGAUCCUUACGGAGGGUCACAAGGAACCUACAAUUCCCGGAAAGAGGCUGAAACGAUGCUUCCCCAGGAUCCCUAUGGAUCUCUGGGCCGACACACUCAAACAGCUCUAACGUACAGUGAGAAGGUGGAGGCGUAUAACCUGAGGUAUUCCUACAUGAAGUCGUGGCCUGGUCUGCUGAGGAUUCUGGGUGUGGUGGAGCUGCUGCUGGGGGCAGGCGUCUUCGCUUGUGUCACCGCUUACAUUCACAAGGACAGUGAGUGGUAUAACAUGUUUGGAUAUUCCCCGCCCACUGCCAUGGGAGGCAUUGGUGGCCUGGGCAGUAUGUAUGGGGGCUAUUACUACAGCGGCCCCAAAACUCCUUUUAUACUCGUGGUUGCUGGAUUAGCUUGGGUAACCACCAUUAUUAUUCUGGUUCUUGGCAUGUCCAUGUAUUAUCAGACCAUUCUUUUGGACUCUAACUGGUGGCCCCUAACUGAAUUUGGAAUUAAUGUUGCCUUGUUUAUUCUGUAUAUGGCUGCAGCCAUAGUCUAUGUGAACGAUAUCAACCGAGGUGGACUCUGCUACUAUCCAUUAUUUAAUACACCAGUGAAUGCAAUGUUCUGCCGGGUGGAAGGAGGACAGAUAGCAGCGAUGGUCUUCCUAUUUGUCACCAUGAUUGUUUAUCUCAUUAGUGCUUUGGUUUGCCUAAAGUUAUGGAGGCAUGAGGCAGCUCGGAGACAUAGGGAAUACAUGGAACAACAAGAGAUAAGUGAGCCGUCGUUUCCAUCGAAAAGGAACAUGUGUGAAGCAGCCAGUGGGGACAGGAAGAGAGACCCAGAAGUUCAUUUCAAAGAAUUGAGAGCAACAAAAAUGAAACCUGAAGUACUGAGUGGACACAUCCCCUCAGGCCACAUUCCUAAGCCUAUCAUGUUGCCUGACUAUGUGGCAAAGUACCCUGUGAUUCGGACGGAUGAGGAGCGAGAGCGCUACAAGGCUGUGUUCCAGGACCAGUUUUCAGAGUACAAAGAGCUCUCCGCCGAGGUCCAGGCCGUCCUGAGGAAGUUCGAUGAGCUGGACGCAGUGAUGAGCAGGCUGCCGCAUCAUUCGGGAACCCAGCAGGAACAUGAGAGAAUUUCAAGAAUCCAUGAAGAAUUUAAGAGGAAAAAGAAGGAUCCUACGUUUCUGGAAAAAAAGGAACGCUGUGAUUAUCUAAAGAAUAAACUUUCCCACAUAAAGCAAAGAAUUCAAGAAUAUGAUAAAGUGAUGAAUUGGGAUGUACAAGGUUAUUCUUAAACCUUAUUUGAAACCACUUUUUUAUAUCAAACAAUAUUUAUUUACUGUCUUUUUUUAUGUUAGUCUCUGCAAUAUUCAAGAAGCAGGUGCUUCCUGAAUCAGCUUCUAGUUGGUUUAGUUGGUCUGCGAUGUUAAAACAAUCUACUUUUACAUCAAACAUUUCAGAAAAAUUUCAAAUUUACUAACAAUGGAAGACAUCCUGUAUCCAUCCGUGUACAGUUUGUGUUUAUCUUGUUGAAAUUAAAAGCGAUUUAGAGAUCCGUC
This is a messenger RNA of Miniopterus natalensis, 1984 nucleotides long. The record is from RefSeq and is a predicted model, not a curated record. Lineage: Eukaryota; Metazoa; Chordata; Mammalia; Chiroptera; Miniopteridae.